CCGCUCUAAGCCUCAAGCUCUAAGUCUCUCGCUACUCUGAGCCUCGUUCAUAUGUUCUCGACGGUAUGAAAACCCGUAACCAUGUCUCUCAAAAUAUGGAGGACGACACCGACAACUCAGACUCGGACGUCCCAUUCCCGUCCGACUCUGAACCGCCCUCUGUGAUCCGUACUCCUUCGCUUCGUAGCAAUGCUAGUCGGAAUGCCAGUGCUGGACCCUCUCUGGAAGUUGGUGUAGAACCAGGCCCAGGAGAAGCAGAAGAAGAAGAAGAAGAAGCAGAACCCAUCUCCCCAGCCUACCUCGCCGCCCUGCAAGCCCACAUCUCCGCAACCCGCGCACGGUACACCCCUUCCUCCAAGGGAAAGGAAAAAGCGGAGGAGAACGAAGUCUAUGAAUAUGAUGAGAGUAUGGGCGUGCAGGGAAUACAAACACGAUGGACGGAAGACGAGAAGGACGUGUUUUUUUGUUCGUUGGCUAGGCAUUCGAGGUUACGUCCCGAUCUUAUUGCUCUGGACAUGCAGGCGGCUUUUCCUCUCUCCCCCUCUCACUCCCACAACCCCUUCUACACACCAAAACCAAAAUCCCUCCCCGAAAUAACCUCCUACCUCACCCACCUCGCCCACUCAACCCACA
This is a messenger RNA of Stereum hirsutum FP-91666 SS1, 633 nucleotides long. RefSeq lists its product as uncharacterized. The record is from RefSeq and is a predicted model, not a curated record. The transcript has a single exon. The annotation marks the transcript as partial. NCBI's taxonomy places the organism in Eukaryota, Fungi, Basidiomycota, Agaricomycetes, Russulales, Stereaceae.